AACAACUAAAAAAACAUAAUAAAGCUUGCUCCGAAAAUUUUCCCUCGUCUUUUUCUUAUAAAAAAACCUCUUCUUUUACAAAUUUACUAACAUUCCCACCCUUUUCUUUACUUCCCACCCAAUUAACCCCAGGUCGGCGCCGCAUCCCGAAGCUCGAGCACAGCCUGGACGACACGGACGAGGACCUGGACGUGAAGACAAAGUUUCCGCUGGACCUGAAAAUGGUGGUGGGUCGCAAGGGCCGGCCGAUGCUGCUGAUGGGCGGGUACGCCUUCUUCCGGAACAACAGCAACAAAAACAAAACGUACUGGCUCUGCGCGAAGAGCCGCUCGCUCAAGUGUCGCGCCCGGAUCAUCACGCUGGACGGGAGUGCCGGUCUGAUACUGAAAAAUCAGAUCCAUAAUCACGAUCCGUGCGAGAAACCCGAAUAGUAGAGGGGGGUUUAACCUUUUCUUUUAGUAACAAUUUCCUUCUAUCGUGUGAAUUUAAUGAAGAUUAGUGAAUAAAGGUUUCUUUCAGGUAGCUUUGAAUUU
Molecule: messenger RNA, 533 nt
Organism: Culex pipiens pallens (northern house mosquito)
Lineage: Eukaryota; Metazoa; Arthropoda; Insecta; Diptera; Culicidae
Exons: 1
Coding region: 222-431 (69 amino acids)
Source: RefSeq, a predicted model, not a curated record